Molecule: messenger RNA, 1459 nt
Organism: Verruconis gallopava
Lineage: Eukaryota; Fungi; Ascomycota; Dothideomycetes; Venturiales; Sympoventuriaceae
Exons: 3
Coding region: 231-1331 (366 amino acids)
Biological process (GO): secondary metabolic process
Cellular component (GO): cytosol; cytoplasm
Molecular function (GO): hydrolase activity; carboxy-lyase activity
Source: RefSeq, a predicted model, not a curated record
ACGCAUCCAAAUUCCGCGUCGUGAUUACCGCGCGUCUGAUCAUUCUUAGACCAAUUGAGCACGUAUAAAUUUGCUUUGCUGAAAUUGGACAACCUCGACAAUAGCCGACCGUGAGAAUUUCUGUUGCCCUGAUUUAUUUAACUCUGGGGCUUGUAUAGAUAGUGCCUGGAUUGAGGUAGCUAAGGCGCAUUUGGUCGGGCGCAGUCUCGAUAUCGUAGCUGAGGGCUAGUAUGGCACCCAUUGUUGACGUGCAUACGCACGUCUAUCCUCCUUCGUAUAUCGAGGUCCUGCGUUCGCGGGCAGCCACAAAAACGAUUCCCUAUGUCACUUCUUUUCCGGAAGACCCAGAUAACCACCGCCUCAUCAUCUUACCGGGCGAGGAUGAUUCUUCGACGCCCUCAACAGCAAGAGGACGUCCCGUCGGACCUGUCUAUUGGGAUAUCAAAGAAAAGAUCAAGUUCAUGGACCGACACGAGAUCCAAAUCUCCGUCAUUUCGCUCGCAAACCCGUGGCUCGACUUCAUUGACACUUCAAUCGCCGCAAGUGAGGCUGUGAGGAUCAACGACGAAAUCAACUCGCUGUGCGAGCAGUAUCCUGGUCGACUGUAUGCCUUUGGAGCCCUACCUCUUUCCGCAAAGCCUAGCGAGGUGGUAGCGGAAGUAAAGCGAUUGAACACGCUGUCGUGCAUGCGUGGCAUCAUCCUGGGUACGUCCGGCCUUGGCUCUGGCCUCGACGAUCCGGCAUUGGAUGCCAUCUACGCAGCCCUCGAGGAGACGAGCUCGAUGAUAUUUCUUCAUCCACACUACGGGCUUCCGUCAGAAGUCUACGGGCCUAGAAAAAACGAGUACGGACACGUUUUGCCCCUGGCUCUCGGGUUCCCGUUGGAAACUACGAUCGCGGUGACACGCAUGUAUCUGAGUGGCGUAUUUGACAGAUUCCCCAAGCUGCAGGUGCUGCUCGCGCACAGUGGCGGUACACUUCCAUUCUUGGCAGGAAGGAUCGAGAGCUGCAUUGAGCACGACGCGCAUUUCAUUCAUACUGUGAAGGAAGGUGGACGGAAGAGCAUCUGGGAAACGCUAAAGCAGAACAUCUGGCUAGAUGCAGUGAUCUACUCCGAGGUUGGCUUGAAAAGUGCAAUUGCAGCCAGUGGUGCGGAACGAAUGAUGUUUGGUACGGAUCACCCAUUCUUUCCGCCACUGGAGGGCGAGGACGAGGCCUGGCUAAGUGUGAAAACGAACUAUGCGGCGAUUGCAAAGGCAUUUGAGAGAGAUCAGGCAACUGCUGAUGGUGUGCUUGGAAACAAUGCGAUAAAAGCUUUGAGAUUGCAAUGAUUAUGAAGAUACGACAUCUAGAUUGCCCUUGUAGGUGAAAUUUUAGAAUGAAAAGGUCGUUGUGAGGCAUUCGUGCACUGUAAAGAGUCUACAUUUGUCUUUUAUUCAAUCAUAUAUUUCGAGAAUUU